CAGGCAGGGCAGCGCCCAGUCCCGGCAGUGGGCGAAGAGGGCCGUAUUCCCCAAGAUCAAUCAGACCAUUAUCGCAGCCGCAGAGCGUGAUCUGCCCACCAUGGUCGCUGUCGUCGAGCCCCUGAUCCCGCAGAUGAACUUGGUCAACAUUUCCACGGCGCUGCACAGGCUGGCCCGGCUGUCCAGCAGCAACCCAGAGUCAUUGCACCAGCUCCGCGGGCACCCCGUGAUGCCUGCGCUGCUGGCCGCGGCGGCCGCGGCUCUCGACAGGGCGCGGGAGACUGGGGCACAGCCGAAGACCCAGGCCUUGAGCAAUGUCACCUGGGCCAUGGCGACAAUGCAGACCCUUGACCUCCACCUGCUGACCAAGGUGGUUGCCCUGUCCGAGGAGGUGACGCCCCUCUUCAAGGCCUUCGAGCUCUCCGGCCUGCUGUGGGGUCUCGCGACGCUGGGGCGCAGCGAGCCUGAGGUGCUGAGGUUGGCGGCGCCCAUCUUCGACCGCGCUGCGGGCCAGGUGUCGGAGGACUUCAGCUUCAGGUGCCUGGUGAUGACGUCCUGGGCCUACGCCACGGCGGGCUGGGCAGACGCAGGCCUCUUCCGCCGCCUCGGCGACCUGAUGCUGCCGGGCCUGCGGUCGGCCAGCGGGGCCGAGCUACAGAACAUCGCGUGGGCCUUCGAGGCCACCGGCGCGCACCACGGCGCGGUGUUGACCGAGGUGCGGUGGAGGCUCGGCGGUGGCGGCGUGGGCGGCGGCGCCGCCGCGCCGCAGACCGCCCCGCGGCGGGCCGCCUGGGCUCGCGGGGUCCCCGCCGAUCGAGGCGGUGCGCCCGCGAGGGCCUUGGCCCUCCGCCGCCUCGAGGUGGUGGAGGACCCCUUCGCGUGCCCCGAGGACGCCGCCGCGACAGCGCAGCUCCGCUCGUGCGCCGAGGCCGCCGCGGCCGCGGUGGCGCCGGAGCCCGCGGCAGGCGGCCGUGUGCAGCAGUCUGCCGGGCAGGGCUGGGUGUGCACUGUCAAGAACACCUUCGUCGAGGUCAGCGACGGCAGUGCCUCCAGCGACGAGUCGGAGGACGAGGCGCCGCUGGGGCCGUCCCUGGCCAUCAUCCCGCAGGGCAUCAUCGAUCCCGACGAGCUCACGGCCUACCGCAUGUCCUACCAGAAGUUCCGCUCAGGGAAGUGCCGCGGCGCCAAGGGGGAGGUGUCACACCUGGGGGCGAGGGCCUGAGAAUGCGGCCGCUGCCGGCCCCGCUCGCUCGGGGGCUGGCGUCGGGAUGGAGCAGGAGCAUCCCGCGCAGUGGCCGAGGAGACGAGGCACCGAGACUCCUCACGCCUCUCGGCCUGGCUGAGUUGCAUGUGCCACCGCCUGCCUCCAGGCGGUGCGCGAUGCAGACGCCCUCGCCUGUGGAUUUCACUAUCUUAUUCGUAGCACCCGAGAGAACCCCCAAUCGGUGGCUUUGGUUUACCAUUUUCGCGCGCACUCCACGCCUGCCCUCUAUAUCCCUCUCGCUCUCAGUCUCUCUCUCUCUCUCUCUCUCUUCUGCUCUCUGUUGAAUCUGUUCGAACGUAGAUAUAGCUAGAUCCAGAUUGUGUAUUGUCUACGCCCUCAUGGCUCGCUCUGCAGUGUAUAAGUCGUGUACCCCCUAUCGCCAUGACCUCCCAAACCACGCUUC
Prorocentrum cordatum is the source of this 1667-nucleotide messenger RNA. The record is from the annotation of a GenBank genome assembly. NCBI's taxonomy places the organism in Eukaryota, Dinophyceae, Prorocentrales, Prorocentraceae.